AUGCCGCAGGAACGAGGUGAGGCUCCCCCCGGCGGGCCGUACAGGCCAGAGAGAUUUGGCAAGAAACGCGAGUGGCCGGGACCACCCAACGGAUUUGAAAGGGAUCAUGGCCCUCCACCUUUUUCUGGCGUUGGUGGUUCGGGAUAUCCGCCAGGAAUGGAACCGAGGGGCCGGGGCAGCCCCACACAGGGCGACGUCCGCGGGAGCUUUGAUCGGGGCGCGCUGCCACCGCCUCCGCCACCAGCAAGGAACGAUCGCGCGAGCGGCUGGGACAGCUGGGGGCCCAGCAGCCGCGAAGGCGGUGGCUGGCGCGGCGGCGCUUCGCGCCUGCCGCCGCCGCCAAUGCGGCGGCAGCACUCCUCCGGCCGCGAGGCGCCCGACUUCGAGGCCGGCGAGCUCGCCGGCCCCGGCGAGCCGCCGCUCAGCCGCAGCGGCUGGGACCAGAAGCCCGGGCUGGCUUCCGGCGGCGCCCGAGAGGGCCGCUACGGUGGCGGCAUCAGCCGGACGGCGUCCCUGCCGCUCGGCGGCCGCAUGUCGGCUCCGGAGGCGAUGCCGCUUGCCCCCGACCUGCCCGGGCCGCCGCCGCUACUCCGCUCCGUCUCGCAUCCGGCGGCCCGCCCCGUCAGCCCGCUGCACUCUUCCGCCAACAGGCCGCUACCCAACGGCAGCAGCAGUUUCGAAGCGCACUGGCCGAUGGCUGAGGAGCAGCACACCCGCAGCAGCAACUUCCCAGUGGCGUACACGCCCCUGCCGCACCACCUCGUGAGCCAGCCCAGCCACUCUCUGCCACCAGGCAUCAUGAGCCGCCGCACGGACCUGCCAUUGCCGCCCGCGCCACCGCUGCUGGCGAGCCCCGUUCUGCCAGACUUGGCGAUGCCGGCAGCCGACGGCGGGGCGCCGUCCCCAGCGCUGCUGCGCCCCGCCGAGGCGGCCUCAGUUGGAGGCGUGACGCCUGCGCGGCAGCUUCCUGAGGCUGAUUACGAAGCCGGCGAGCUGUCGACACCGGCCGGGUCGGUCGCGGGUGACGCGAACGCGACGCCGGUGUCGGACGACCCGCCCAAGCGCAAGCGGCUAGGCUGGGGCCAGGGCCUCGCUCGUCUGCGCAGCGUGGACAAGCGCGGCCUGCCGGCCGACGACCACUCCGAGCACAGCCCGCGCGACUCCGAGGCCAGCCGCCACACCGACGCCGGCGCGCACGACUCAUCCGCGCUCAAUAGCCCCAGCUUCUCCGCGCGCACCGACGACGCCGCACCGGCCGCCGCCCUGUCACCCGUCGUGCCCGGUCCGGAUGCAGCGGCCGCUGCGGCGACCGCGGUGGCGGCUUUCACUGAGGAGCCGGCCGGCUCGGCGCUGCCGCCGCCGCCGGCGCUGCUCAUGGUCGAGCCGGCAGUCGUCAUCGAAGCGGCGGCGGAGGUGGCCACUCCAGCGCCACCGCCGUCGCCGCUGCAGCCGGCGGCUCUAACGCCGAUCCGAGGUCCCGAGGAGGCGCCCGCCGCGGCAGCCGCCCCUUUAGCGUCGACGCCGCAGUCCCCCAAAGACCGCCCAACAAUCUUCACGCCCUCGCCAGAAGCGCGUGCACCCGUUGUGAGCCCCUCCUUGCCGCCGCAGCUGCCGCCGUCGGUGUCUGCAGAGCCCAGCCCGCUCAAGCAGGAAGCCAUUGCCGCGCACGAAGGGGAGAGUCCCAUUCCAGAGCCAGUGAAGGCUGCAGGCCAGCAAGGCGCGGAGCAGAAGCCGUCAAAGGAGGUGAUCAUGCGCAAGAUCGACACUGCGGACAGCGAGAUCGAGGCCUUGGAGCGGCAGAUGGCGGAGCUGUCAACCGCGCUCGAUGCCGAUGUGGCCGCGGCGCGCGAUCUGGCGGAGGAGGUCACGCAUCUGGAGACCGCGCGGCCAAUGGAGACCCAGCCCUCGGAGGAGGAGUCCUCCAUUGCGCAGUCCACACAGGGACAGUUGGAAGCAGCUAUGGAUGUGGACGUGGCAGAAAAACCUACUGCGGUUUUGCACCCCCUGACAAAGAAGGCCAAGGCUCUGAAGAGGGCCAGGGCGGGCGGCGUCGCGCGCAUUACUCCCCCAAAACUCCCAUCGUUGGCGACCGGGGAGAUGAGCGAGGGUGACCGGCACCUGCUGCGGCUUCCAAGGCGCUGGCAGGUGGAGGCUGUAGUGAAGACCAACCAUGAGCGGGCGGCCGAGGCGCGGUCGGUGUUUCUCCCUUUAUUGCAUCCGGACAUGCUGGAGGAUUCGCUGCGCGGUGUGAUGUACGGGCUGGUGGAGGAGGCCCCCGCGUACCACCACAACCUGCGCACGCAUCAGCGCCUCUUUGACGCAUUACUAGAGCACGUGCGGCGGCGGCGUUCGGCGCUAAGGCGCAAGGAGGCCGCGCUCGGCCGCCAGUACCUGGCGCUGUACGAGCAGUGGCGCUGCCAUUUCACCGGCAAGAGCGGGGUGCGGAAGGACCGGCCCGGCAUGUCGUUGGCGCGCGCGGCGAGCGGCCGCAAGACGGCGCGCAGCGACUACGAGCAGGCGCAGAUCAUGCUGCAGCUGCAGGCCGUCGAGCGCAUGAAGGAGAUGGUGCACGUGCCGCCGCAGGUGCUGUGCCCGUACGAGCGCGCAGCACGGCGCUUUGUCUGCCGCAACGCGCGCGUGGAGGAUCCGGUGGAACUGCUGAAGCAGGAACGCCAGCUGAGACCGUGGACCCCCGAGGAGAAGCGCAUCUUCAACGAGAAGUUCCUGGUGCACCCCAAGGACUUCCGACGCAUCGCGAUGCACCUGGACAUCCGGACGACGGGUGACUGCGUGAUGCACUACUACCGCAUUCAGAAGCUGGACGAGUUCGCGGCCGUCCGCCGCAAGCAGCAGCUCAAGAAGCGACGGCAGCAGUCCGAGGUCAACCGCUCCAUCACCUACCUUGGCAUCGGCGGUGCCGCCGCAGCCGCCAAGCGGGGGGACCCCCUUGCACCCCACCACGCCGUGGUCCACGCAGACCAGCUGACGUCCAGGGGCUCCAAGGGGCCGCGCGGCGGCGGCCGAGGGGGCCGGGGCGGCGGCCGCGGCAGCCGGCUCGGCGGCAACACGGCGGCCGCCGCCGCCGCGGCCGCCGCUGCCGCAGCGGCUGCGGCCAACAUUGCCGCCGAGGCAAUGGCAGAGGUCGGCGCUACGAGAGGAGACGAGGACUGGACGCCUGCGGACGAGGGCGGCGCCCUGGACGUCGGAAAGAAGCUUGGCAGGGGCGGGGAGAGCAGCUCGUGGUCUCAGGCGGAGGAGAAGCUCUUCGUGGAAGGCGUGCAGCUCUAUGGCCUGGACUUCCCGGCGAUCCGGCGGCACAUGGGCCAGUCGCGCACGAUCGGGGCGGUCAAGUCGUUCUUCAGCAAGAACCGCCGCCGCCUUGACCUCGACCGCUUGGCCGACGAUGCCGCGGCCAAAAUGGAAGCCGACGAGAUGGCGAAUGCUGACCUGCAGCACCUCGCGGCACCGCUGGCGCGCAGGCCGCCCUCGAGGAGCGCCACGCCGGCAGCCGACGCGCGCAUGCCGCCACCGGCCGACAUCGCGCUGCGCAGCGCCGAGGCAGCCGCGGCAGCGGCGGCUGCUGCCGCCGCAGCGGUGGUGCACGCGCAGGACGGGCCCGGCUUUGCGGCGGCCGGGGACGCGGAGAUGGCGGAUGCGGCCGACAUGCUAAGCUCGCUGCAGGCGCUGAGCGCGGCCGGGGGGCACCCCCUCAGCGCGCCACCGCUGGGCCCCCCGCUGCCCCUGGGCGUUGGGCCCCCCGGCUUUGGCGGCCUGCAGCCGCCAUUCGCGCCACAGGUGCUGCAACACCUUGCGGCUCAGGGCAUGGGCGACGUGGGCGGCAUGCACGGACCAUUUCCACCAAACAUCCCCCCUCAGCUGGCGGGCCUCAUGCAGGCUCAAGCGCACGCGCAAGCCCAGCAGCAGCAGCAGCCAAACCCCGUGCAAGCACUGCACUUCAUGCAGCAGAUGGGCCUCCCCCCGCAUGUGCUCCACAUGCUGGUGCACCAGAUGGCGGCCGCCGGGGGCCCCCCGGGCAUGGGGGCCCACCCCCCACCGGGGGGCCUGCCCCCAGGCCUCAAUCCCACGCUGCUCAUGCCCGGGGUCAUGCCUGGGCUGCACCCACUCAACCUAAACCUGCAGAAUUACGCCCUCUUCCAGGCGUUGCAGGGUGCAGGGGGAAUGGCGCCGAUGUCAGCGGCGAUGCACAGCGUCGUGCCGGAGCGGCAGCUUCCGGGGCAGCUUCCAGGGCAGCUGCCGCUUGGCAGCGGCGGCUUCCAGGCAGCUGCGGACGAGCGCGCCUUCCACUUCCAGCAGCAGCAGCUGCAGCAGCAGAUGGGCGUGCAGCAGCAGAUGGGCGUGCAGCAGCAGCUUGACAACCUCCAGGCGAUGGCUGAAUUUAAAGAGGCCCAGAUGAAGAGCACGCGGCCGCUGUCUCCCCCGGACGCUGCAGGCAUGGAGGGCCUGGGUCUGGAUCCAAGUCAGGAGGCUAGGUGGCGCUAUGACAACGGCCUGCACGCGCGCAUGGAUGUGGACCCCCACCAGGGGCCACCGCAGGGGGGACCGGGCCCCCCCGGCCCGCCACCGCCAUUUCUGGUGGGGGGCCCGCCACCCCGCGGCGAGGCCCUCAUAAUGAAGAAGAGCGCCUCUGCUGACUCUCUGCCUGUCUUCUGCGCCGCACCUGUCGACGAGGUGGCUGAGUCAGUGGUUGCCAAGCGGCAGAUGUCUCUGUGGACAGAGAAGGAGAAGGUCGCCUUCAUCGAAGCCUACAAGAUGCAUGGGCGCAAUUGGGCGCGGCUGUCCGAGGCGGUGCCCAGCAAGACGCUGACGCAGAUCAAGAAUUACUACCAGAACUACAAGGUCAAGCUGGGACUGGACCGGAUGGAGCUGCCGAUAUCGGCGGUGCAGCCGAUCAGCCGCAAGCGCUCGCGAACCGACGCCGCCGACUCCCCGGCCGUCUCCGGCACCCCCUCGGUCCCCCCGCCCUCCACCGCCGCUGCCGCCGGCUCCGGCGCCGCGCCGGCCGACCUCGCCACUGCCGCUCUCGAGCGCCUGCAGGUCCAGCAGCCGGAGCGCCCCUUCUCCACGCCACCUGGCGCCAGCCUGGAGGCGGUUGCAGCCGCCGCUGACGCAGCGCGAGACAAGUCACAGUCGGCGCCGCCGCCGGGCCUCUACAGCGGCCAGCUUCCGCCGGCUGCUCCUGCCUUCAGCGACCUGGAGCGCGGGCCGUCGCCGGGCGCGAGGGCAGCGGCGGCCGCUGAGGUGGCGGAGGCGGUGGAUGGGCAGCAGCUGCUGCCCGCUGCCGCUGCCCGGCAGGCAGCGGCCAAGAGCAUGCCCCACCAGGGCCUGCUGCCGCUCAUAGCUCGGGAGAACGUCAGGCCGGGCCACGGCGGCUCACUUGGGGGAGCGCGCAUGCAGCAGCAGCUAUUCAGCACUGGCGGCGGCAGCAGUCUGGCGGCCAGAUUAGGCGUGGCAGGUUCCAUGAGCAGCUCGCUGCCCACCCCGAGCCCAGCGGGCAGCCCGGCGCCUAGUCAGCGCCCGGAGGGUGUGAGGGCUCGCGCAUCGCUGCCACGAGAGGCGCUGGCUGCCAGCGAUGACCUCAGCGACCGCAUGGCUCGCUUCCUGCAGCACAGGCGUGCCGGGCCCCCCUCCUCGCUGCCGGAAGCGCCGGCGAUCACGACGUUUUCUCCUCGUGUGAGCGCCGCGUCGCCGCCGCUGCUCUCCGGCGACCUGGCCAUCGGCAUCGGAGUUUCAGCGGGCCAUGUGAGCACGCCGGCGCUGCUUGAGGUGCUCCGGUCGAUAGGGCAGGCCGGGCCAGCUUCGCCGCAGCAGCUUAUUCCCCCAGCGCUGCCCCUUGCCAACGCCUCGCCGCCCCCGCCGCAGCCCUGGCCGCCCUCCACCGAGGCCGUCAAGGCCAUGCUCGCCGCCGCCACCGCCGCCGCCUCGGCCACGGCCGACGCACAUCGGCCGAGCGUGGCCGACAGCGCUCCCGGCCCCGGCCCCGGUGCUGCGGGGCAGCCGUCUCCGGCAGACGCGCCGAAGCAACCGCUCGCAGCGGAUGCGCGCAAUGAAGAGCCAUCUCCAUUGGGGAUCGGCUCCCUGGAUCAGGCGGGAGGCAGGCUGCAGCCGGACGAGCUAUUUGGGCAAGCAGCGGCCGCUGCUGCGGCGAUGGAGUCUGAUGUGCCCACCAUGUCAGCGGCAGAGGGCCCCCCGCAGGGCUCCCCGCAGGGCGCUGGGCAGCCGGUUGUGCAGCAGGCAGACGCGGCAGUGUCGCCAGCAGUGGUGUCUGACAGCGCCGCAGUGGUCCCUCGACAGCCUGCGGCACAGACUCCUUUACAGCCACAGCCUGCUGCCGCUGAGUUGACCUCCAGCUCUACGGCUGGCCCAGAGGUCAGCAUGGAAGCCGUGGCUGAGCAUGAAGCGGCAAGCGCCGCUCAGGUGGAGAAUGCGCAUGAGCUGUACGUUGCAGAACAGCCAACAGCAGACGUGCAGUCCCCAAGCAGGGUGCAGAAUGGCAGUGUGCUGGCAGCACCUGCAGAAGAGGCUGCUGCGCCUGACCCAGCAGAGGGUGUGGCGCCAGAUUUGGCCGCCAGCGGCAGAGGCAUCGCCCUGGCAGACGCGCCGGAUGCGCAUGCAGCGCCCGCGCCUGGACAGGCAGCGGAGACUGCUCAGGUAGCAGCACCUGAAAAGGCUUCGCGUGCAGUUGUGGAUGCACCAGCCAGCUCCCCCGAGCUGGCAGGGCACGCUGCGGAGCCAUUGCAGCCAGCUGUCAUGGCGGCUAUGGGUGCGGGUGAUGCAGCGGCGGUGACGUUGAGUGACAAUCAGUGA
Molecule: messenger RNA, 6825 nt
Organism: Coccomyxa subellipsoidea C-169
Lineage: Eukaryota; Viridiplantae; Chlorophyta; Trebouxiophyceae; Coccomyxaceae
Exons: 27
Coding region: 1-6825 (2274 amino acids)
Source: RefSeq, a predicted model, not a curated record